Molecule: messenger RNA, 1372 nt
Organism: Dipodomys spectabilis (banner-tailed kangaroo rat)
Lineage: Eukaryota; Metazoa; Chordata; Mammalia; Rodentia; Heteromyidae
Gene: CUNH1orf198
Product: chromosome unknown C1orf198 homolog
Exons: 4
Coding region: 19-945 (308 amino acids)
Source: RefSeq, a predicted model, not a curated record
CGGCGCGUCGGGCUGGGCAUGGCGUCCAUGGCGGCGGCGAUCGCGGCCUCACGCGCGGCCGUCAUGAGCGGGAGCCGGCCGCUGGACGAGCGCGAGCGCAAGCGCUUCACCUACUUCUCGUCGCUGAGCCCCAUGGCGCGCAAGAUCAUGCAGGACAAGGAGAGGGUCCGCGAGCAGUACGGGCCCGAGUGGGCGCGGCUGCCGCCCGCCCGGCAGGACGAGCUCAUCGACCGCUGCCUGCUGGGGCCGCGCGCGCCGCCCGCCCCCGCGGGGCGCCCCGGCCGCUUCCCCGGGCCCGGGCCCACGGGCCAGAAGGUGGUGCGCUUCGGAGACGAGGACAUAACUUGGCAAGACGAGCACUCUGCCCCGUUCUCCUGGGAAACACGGAGUCAGAUGGAGUUCAGCAUCUCCUCCUUAUCCAUCCAGGAGCCGAGUGCGGGCGUCUCGGUCAGCGAGCCACCGAGGCCUCCUGCCAAGGCUUCCCAGGGUACGCCGGGCCUCAGGCCCCCCCAGGGCAGCCGGUCCUCCAGCCUGGAUGCCCUGGGGCCCAGCAGGAAGGACGAGGAAGCGGCCUUCUGGAAGGUCAAUGCGGAGCGCUCCCGGGAGGGGCCGGAGGCCCAGUUCCAGUCUCUGACCCCCAGCCAGAUCAAGUCCAUGGAGAAGGCAGAGAAGGCCUCGCCAGCCAGCUGCUGGCAAGAGCCAGCCCCGAAGGACCGGGAGGCCAAGGCUGCCCACCGGGAGCAGGUCCCACCCAGCACGGAAGGGGAGCAGGAGAGGCCACAGGCUGUCCCCGCUCCUGCUGACCCAGAGCCUGGGAGGAAGCUGCCGGCGCUUGGCGCCGGGCUGGAGGACGAAGACCGUCUGUUCUUGGAACCCACGCUGUCUCAGGUCAGCUCCAGCACGGUCGUCUUGAAGACGGGGUUCGAUUUUCUGGACAACUGGUAAACGGGACGGCAGCAGAGACCCGAGCACGCCCCGCCCUGCGGCGCAGGCGGCGCCCCGAGACCGGCUCCCCUCUCUACACUUUCUUUAAUUCUUUGCAAACUGGUAAAUAGUGCCAGACUUUUUUUUUUCCUCUUUGGUAAAACCAGAUAUAUGCUAUUUUCAGUAAUUUGAUAGCAGAAGUUUUACACUUGGAAUUUUUAUAGUCCAUUAGGAGUUUAAUGUAAGUUCCUAGUUCUACCCAAUUUUCCCCUCAAAGGAAUUUUUUUCACUAUUUACGAAAGUGGUGAACAUGACUCCAUUUCCUCCUCUGCCCCUUCGCACGCUGUCUGUGCGUGGGGCUCCUUGCGCAGGUGACCACCUCCUAGUCCUCAGCUGCAAGGAGAGCUGCAGGGGCAGACGCCAAGGCUGAGGCUGCACCCCCCUCCAU